Messenger RNA from Loxodonta africana (African savanna elephant), 4002 nucleotides. It is a transcript of the gene SUGP1, whose product is annotated as SURP and G-patch domain containing 1. The coding region runs from base 217 to 2163 and encodes 648 amino acids. Gene Ontology annotation, biological process: RNA processing. Gene Ontology annotation, molecular function: RNA binding. The transcript has 14 exons. Lineage: Eukaryota; Metazoa; Chordata; Mammalia; Proboscidea; Elephantidae. The record is from RefSeq and is a predicted model, not a curated record. Gene Ontology annotation, cellular component: nucleoplasm.
GACUCUGGAGAGGUGUGAAAAAAGACGACGCCUUCUGGUUAGCGGAACUGAGACCAGACGUCGCCGGUAGACUAAGGCUAUGGUCCUUGAGGGAAGACUCUGGGCAUCCGCGCAAUGGCGGGGCGGGGCUGGCCGACGCGGACUACAUCUCCUAUCAUGCCACGCGCGCUAUAACAGCCCCUCCCCCUAGACGGCGCCCGAGCAUUGUGGGAUUGGAUGAGUCUCAAGAUGGACAACCGGGAUGUUGCAGGAAAGGCAAACCGAUGGUUUGGGGUGGCCCCCCCCAAGUCUGGAAAAAUGAACAUGAACAUUCUUCACCAGGAAGAGCUCAUUGCUCAGAAGAAACGGGAAAUCGAAGCCAAGAUGGAGCAGAAAGCCAAGCAGAACCAGGUGGUCAGCUCGCACCCAGGAGAAAUUGCAAAUGCGCAUGACUCUUCCUCCAUUUCCAACAAGUUCGCCAACGACGGCAGCUUCCUGCAGCAGUUUCUGAAGUUGCAGAAGGCGCAGACCAGCACAGAUGCCCCCCCAAACUCGGCCAGUGCCCCCCAGAGCACACCCGUCCCCAGCACUGUGAGGAGGCCUCUCCUGAUCAGCAAGCGAGCAGGCCUGGGACUGGGUGGCCCACCGGGCCCAGGGAAAACAUACUCACAUGCCAAGCAGCUCCCCGUGGCCACCCGGCCGAGCGUCUUCCAGUCCCCGGAUGACGACGAUGAGGAAGACUAUGAGCAAUGGCUGGAGAUCAAAGUUUCACCCCCAGAGGGAGUCGAGACUCGGAAAGUGAUAGAAAAACUGGCCCGCUUUGUGGCGGAAGGCGGCCCUGAGCUAGAGAAGGUGGCCAUGGAGGACUACAAAGACAACCCCGCCUUCUCGUUUUUGCACGAUAAAAACAGUCGGGAGUUCCUCUACUACAGAAAGAAGGUGGCCGAGAUGAGGAAGGAGGCACAGAAGAUGCAGGCGGCCCCUCAGAAAGUUUCACCCCCAGAGGAUGAAGAGGCCAAGAACCUUGCAGAAAAGUUGGCCAGGUUCAUAGCAGACGGGGGUCCGGAGGUGGAGACCAUCGCCCUCCAGAACAACCGUGAGAACCAGGCUUUCAGCUUUCUGUAUGAACCCAACAGCAAAGGGUACAAGUAUUACCGUCAGAAGCUGGAGGAAUUCCGGAGAGCCAAGGCUGGCCCCAUGGGCACCCCCAUAGCCCUUGACCCUGGCCUGAAGCUCCAGUGCCCCUCUGAGGCUCUGUCAGGGGCUGUGCCCCCUGCAACUACCUGCCUGGCCUCAUCUGCUGUCAUUGUGCCCUCCACCACCCCCAUGCCCACCACUGCCCUGGCCACUGCUCCUGGGAAGCCGGCUGCUGCGACUACUGCAAAGAGGAAGCGGAAGAGCCGGUGGGGGCCUGAGGAGGAUAAAGUAGAGCUCCCGCCCGCCGAGCUGGUGCAAAGGGAUGCAGACGCCGCCCCCUCACCACUGUCAGUUCAGGACCUCAAGGGGCUUGGCUACGAGAAGGGGAAGCCUGUGGGCCUGGUGGGCGUCACAGAGCUGUCAGACGCCCAGAAGAAGCAGCUGAAGGAGCAGCAGGAGAUGCAGCAGAUGUACGACAUGAUCAUGCAGCACAAGCGCGCCAUGCAGGACAUGCAGCUGCUGUGGGAGAAGGCGCUGCAGCAGCACCAGCAUGGUUACGACAGUGACGAGGAGGUGGACAGCGAGCUGGGCACCUGGGAGCACCAGCUGCGGCGCAUGGAGAUGGACAAGACUCGGGAGUGGGCUGAGCAGCUAACCAAGAUGGGCCGGGGCAAGCACUUCAUCGGAGACUUCCUGCCACCGGACGAACUGGAGAAGUUCAUGGAGACCUUCAAGGCCCUGAAGGAGGGCCGUGAGCCCGACUACUCAGAGUACAAGGAGUUCAAGCUGACGGUGGAGAACAUCGGGUACCAGAUGCUGAUGAAGAUGGGAUGGAAGGAGGGCGAAGGCCUGGGCUCCGAGGGUCAGGGCAUCAAGAACCCCGUCAGCAAGGGGACCACCGCCGUGGACGGAGCCGGCUUUGGCAUCGACCGGCCGGCUGAGCUUUCUAAAGAGGAUGAUGAGUAUGAGGCCUUCCGCAAGAGGAUGAUGUUGGCCUACCGGUUCCGGCCCAACCCCCUGAACAACCCCCGACGGCCUUACUACUGAGUAUUCGCCAGUAUUCACACUACUUCCUAAAGGACUGUCCCAGACCCUGGAACGUUCCAGCCUGCGUGUCUGCCCACCCUCCUGUUAUUGCGAGUAUCGUGCUGUGUAUUAAAGCCUUGGUGGGAGCCUGCUACGGAGCCAGGCCUGCCACUCACCACAACCUUCUGUUCGUCAUCCAUAGGGCCGGGCCUGCAGUCCACCCAGACCCUCCUGUUCCUUGGCCAUGACAGCCAGGCCUGUCAAUCACCACCCUCCUGUUCCUCAGCCUGGUCCUGCCUUCUGCCACAACCUUCCUGUUCUUUAGCUGUAGGGCCAGGGCCAGACUGGGGGCAAGCCAGGUGGGAUAUGUUGUGAAGAUUUCCCAGCACCCUAGGAGUCCCGGGCAUGCUAGCAUCAUGUCUGCUUAUGGGGUCUCCACUCCCUAUUCAGCCCUGGCAUAGUUUAUGGGGAGGACGCAGCCCCCUGUCUCUCCUGAAGAGAGGGGACAGAGAAAGGCUGCUUUAGUGUAGUAAACUUGGGUCAUGCUGGGCUCCUUGGGACCUGGCCUUACCUGGGCCAAAACUGGGCCAGGAGGAAUCUGGGGAGGCGCCUGCGGGCAGGGCCCAGCCUCAGACCUGCAGGGCAGGCAGCCUUGGAGGUGGGAACACCCAGUUCACACCUGUUCCCACUGCCCCAUGUCCUCGGGCUCCUCCCAGGAGACCUCAUUCCCUGCACCUGACCCAGGUACCCUCCUGCAGGGCUCCUUCCCUCUGGUAGCCUUGACCCUGUUGCUGAAGGUCUGUGCCCAGUGUGGGCCCCAGAGCAUUUAUUAAACUAUGGUGGACAAGCAGGUCACAGGCUCGUGCCUUUGGUGGGGAGUGUGUCACUGGAUGUGCUGUGUUAACACGGACCGAGGUGAACAAGCAGAGCUUUGCUGAGGGUCACAGGGAAGAUGCCUUUCCACCCCAUGCAGAUAGUGGUCAGGAGGGCUCCUGGGGGAGGGGCCUCAGAGCAGAGGAGAAUCCAGGGUAGGUGGGUGGAGCUGGCUUUUCAAGAUCCAAAAGAAAAACACCCAUGAUUUUAUUCAGCAAGGUCUGAGGGGGCCUAGGAGUCCACAUCCCCAGCUCUGCGAGCCACACUUGGAACAGCAAGACUCAGCCAUCUGUGGGGCCCCGCCUGCCCGCCAGCAGGCCUUGCUCACCCUGCGGAGCCGGAGAUUCCUGCUCAGUCUCAGGGCUCAGAGCUAGGCUUAGCUUCAGGCAGCCUGUGCGCACAUCAGCCACGAGCCAGAGUCUGGUGGGGACGUCGGCAGUGAACUCCCUAAAUGAUCUCUGCGGCCACCCAGUGGUACAAGGAUGGAUCAGAAGGAUGGAUAGGGAGCUGCGGGUGGAGGUGGCCUGAUGAGCAUCUCAGUGACAGGGAGGGGAUAGGGAGGUCUCGAGGAUGGCUGACCUGAGGCUGCGGUAACACUAGUGCCACCCCAUCUCCUGUCCGCAGAUGCUGUUCCUGGAGCAGGGCACCUGAGCCUGGCGCUGCCCAGGGGUCUCAGGCUGGGUCCAGAGCUCACAGACGCAGCUCAGGGUAGCCAUCAAGCAUAGGGCCUGGCAGUACACCUAAUCCGCCUCACCCCCAUCACGUCACCCCGUCACUGGGUGCUGUUCUCAGUGACUGGGAGGCUUGCCAGGCUCUAGCCGUGGACUUUAUUCCCUGGGACAGGGCUGGAGGGUGGGGGAUGGGAUCCGAAUGCCAUGAGGGUGCAGGCCUGGGACACUGCAAGGCCAGGCCCUUCAACAAACAUGCCCUAGUUGUGUGCCCAGGCCCCCAGUCAGCUGGACACGGAGGGAAUGGGGCUGGGGUGGU